AUGGAGGAAAGUCUGGUGGAUAAGAAGGUUGAGGCAGAGUUGAUGAAGCAGCUUCAGGGCCGAAAGGAAGGCAUCUCCAACUCUGAGCUGACUGAACUUACACCUCAUUUGAAUGCGAAAAGCCGGAGUGAGCUGAUCAACAAGAUAUUGUCCACCGGAGAUGUUGAAAUGCUUCAAAUUUGUGGGUCCAAGGACUUUUACCUCAAAUAUAAGAAGACGGCGCUACCUUCGGAUGCGCCGCCUGAAGAACAUUCGGUAAGAGCUUGAAGUUUGCUUGAUUUUUAUUGGUUUAGAUGAUCUUAUUGGCGAUGUUUGAAGUCUUUUUUUUGGAAUUUACAUAGAAGAUAAGGUUUAUCGGCUUAUAUUCUACUUUUUCAUACCUAUCUCUAGAUAGUUUUGUUGAUAAUACUGUUUAUACAGUCUCACAAAUCCGAUCGUUACAUUUAUUUAAACUUUUUUAAGUACAGCAUGCUAUACCACCGUUAAUCAACCUUAUUUUAGGUAUAUUCAAUAGUAGAAGAGUCGGACAAGAAUGGAAUUGGGAUAAAAGACAUUCGAGAUCAAUCAGGGUUGUCAGAAACGCAGUUGAGACGGGUAUUGAAGUCAUUAGAACAGAAAAGGCUGAUCAAGUCGAUUAAAGCUGUUGGAACGACCAAAAAGUGUUAUAUCUUGUACAAUAUCGAUGCUGGAGAUAGUUUGACGGGUGGAACGUUCUAUUCUGAUCAACAACUUGAUUCUCAGUUUGUUCAGACUUUGAUCCAAGUUUGUGUGGCUAUGCUUCAGGUAACUUGUUGUUUUGGUUUGAGGUUUUUGAUGAUUUCGGUGGAAAUUUAGGGCUUUUGAUAGCUGAUAAGUGAAGGUUUUUUUUUGAAAUUUAAUGAGCUUAUUAAGUUUUUAAAAUAAUCUAGAUAGCAGAGUAGCUUUUUCGUUUAAAAAACUGGUUUACAUAGCCAUUUCACUGUUAAUCUCUUCUAUAUUAUUCUCAAGAGAGCUAAAGUACGUGGAUGGUGUUAUAGCCUAUUUAUGGUAAUUUAUAAACUAAUGGGAGUUUAAUGAAUAUAUUAUUGUUUAUGUAGGUGGUUUGAACGUUUUUUUUUGCAAAAGACGUCACGUUUUAUGGGUAAUGAUGUUUGAAACGUCUUUUUAUAAGUUUGACGUCACAAAUUUGAAGUUUUUGGAAAAAAAAGUUGGUAACUGGAUUUUAAACUUUAAAAUCUGGUGUUAUAUAAGGUUUUUUUUGAUAUUUUAGAUAGGUUUUUUUUAGUUUAUUUGACUCUAUUUUAAUAUAAUACGAUAGAACGGAACUUGUUGUAUAUUAUUGUAUGUUUUCUGGAUAUUUUAUGCUUUUUAAAAUAUUUUUUGGAUAUUUUAUUCCUUUUUAAUACCUAAAAUUCAACUUUCAGAAUGUCCGCCAAACAGCCGAAGACAAUAACCCGACAGACAAGAGGCGGCAAGUAGAAGAUGCCUUUGUAGCGUCUGAUGUCGUGGCCAAAUACAUUCACGAUAAAGCCAUCAGCAAGGUGGAACUGUCAGUUGGCGAUGUGGAAAGCAUACUGGACGUAGCUGUAUUAGAUGGAAAACUGGAGAAAAGAAUCGGAAGUCAAUACCGUGCCAAACCACAGAAACCCUUCUUGUCACCACUGAUAACAACACCUUGUUUCCAAUGCCCUAUGGCUUCGGAAUGUCGACCCGGACAUAGUAUAUCACCGGAGAACUGCGAGUACAUUCAGGCGACGUUUGAUAUAUGA
Messenger RNA from Bursaphelenchus okinawaensis, 1748 nucleotides. The record is from the annotation of a GenBank genome assembly. NCBI's taxonomy places the organism in Eukaryota, Metazoa, Nematoda, Chromadorea, Rhabditida, Aphelenchoididae.